AUGUUCGACCCCAUCCAGGCAAAGUUGGGAGAUCGUGCCGGAAGUCUGCUCUUCUUCCCGCAGCUGAUGGGAGAUGUCUUCUGGACAGCCGCCAUCUUGUCAGCCCUGGGGUCCACCAUGUCCCUUAUCCUGGAUCUGGAUCCCGUCUUGUCCAUCAUCGUGUCUACCUGUGUGGCCGUGUUCUACACCUUCAUCGGAGGACUGUACUCUGUGGCCUACACUGAUGUCAUCCAGCUCAUGUGUCUUUGCGUGGGACUGAUCGUGGCAUGUCCGUUGGCCUUCUUCCACCCAUCUGUUGACCUCUCGCGAAUCAAGGACACGUGGCUGGGUGAGCUGCCCACAAACAUGAUUGGUUUAUAUGCAGACCUCUGUUGUCAGCUUGUCUUUGGAGGAAUGUCAUGGCAGGUCUUUUACCAGAGAGUGUUGGCUUGCAAGACGCCCAGUAUUGCCCGGACAAGUUCCAUUGUCGCAGCGUUUUGUAGCUUUCUUCUCGCCAUACCCCCAGCAGCUAUCGGAGUAGUCGGGGCAGCAGCAGACUGGAAUGCCACAUCCUACACAGGCGAUAUCCCAAUACCUACUGAAUACCACAGUUUUAUCCUUCCCAUGGUGCUCAACUACCUGUGUCCACUUCCGGUGGCAGUGUUGGGACUUGGUGUGGUGCGUCUCUACCAAAUUGAAAUAUCAUGGUCACGUAUUGUCAGAAAUUAA
Haliotis rufescens (red abalone) is the source of this 708-nucleotide messenger RNA. Its product is annotated as high-affinity choline transporter 1-like. The transcript has 5 exons. Bases 1 to 708 code for a protein of 235 amino acids. Gene Ontology annotation, biological process: acetylcholine biosynthetic process; transmembrane transport; choline transport. The record is from RefSeq and is a predicted model, not a curated record. Lineage: Eukaryota; Metazoa; Mollusca; Gastropoda; Lepetellida; Haliotidae. Gene Ontology annotation, molecular function: choline:sodium symporter activity. Gene Ontology annotation, cellular component: plasma membrane.